Messenger RNA from Ilex paraguariensis (yerba mate), 882 nucleotides. Lineage: Eukaryota; Viridiplantae; Streptophyta; Magnoliopsida; Aquifoliales; Aquifoliaceae. The record is from the annotation of a GenBank genome assembly.
GAAUCCCUUCGUCCCCAUUGAAACACUAUCAUCACCAACAUCAAAGCACCUGCAAGAACUGAACGAGAGAGAAGGAGGGAGAAACAAAUGCAACCAACAAGUGGCGGUGGAGGUAACACUGGACUGAGUCGAGGUGGACUCACUCGGUUCCGCUCAGCUCCGGCGACUUGGUUGGAAGCUUUACUCGAAUCCGAGGAAGAAAACGACGUUGUCCUCGAUUCUCUAAAGCCACCACCGCCAACAUCCCAGUCCUUGUCUCAGCUUCCUCAGCCCAGCUCAGCCACCACGCCCACCUCCAGGUUCGUCGAUCAGGGGCUGUUCGAGACCGGUGGCACGAGUUUUCUCCGCCAGAACAGCUCUCCGGCGGAGUUUUUGGCUCAGAUCAAUUCUGGGUCUGAUGGGUACUUCUCAAACUUUGGGAUUUCGACGAAUUACGACUACAUCUCGUCGUCUGUCGACGUGUCUCCUUCCGGCAAGCGAUCUAGGGAGGAAGAUUCAGGUCACCCUUCUGCCAAAUUGUCAUCUCAGUUGAAAGGAGAGCAAAGUGGACAGUUACAUGAUGGAAUGGGUGGUUUCUUGGAUGCUGACAUGGAGAAGCUUUUGGAGGAUGCAGUUCCGUGUCGGGUUCGUGCCAAGCGCGGUUUUGCUACUCAUCCUCGCAGCAUUGCUGAGAGGGUACGGAGGACACGAAUUAGUGAUAGAAUAAGGAAGCUUCAGGAACUUGUACCCAAUAUGGAUAAGAUACUUUUCCACUGUGCUAUAGCCUAUAUGUAGUGGAUUGAGGGGCACAAUCCCACAAUUACAACACAUACAAGCAAGAAGAGGAAAGGGAAUCAAAAUCACAGGAAUGUACAAAGAAUUUAUAUGGAUCCCCCAAAAUCA